Molecule: messenger RNA, 542 nt
Organism: Prorocentrum cordatum
Lineage: Eukaryota; Dinophyceae; Prorocentrales; Prorocentraceae
Source: the annotation of a GenBank genome assembly
AUGGCCCCGCUCCGAGCCGCCGCCGCCACCCUGUCGCUGCUCGCGACGGGCGCCCGAGGGCUGGCCAGGAUCGACGGCGACGCUGGCGCGGUCAUCGCCAGGGCCGACGGCGACGCCGGCUCGGACUGGUGGCCCUUUGGCCACAAGGCUGCGACCCUGGGCGCGCCUGCCAAGAACGUCACAGUCAUCCUGAACGGCGAGCCGAAGUCGGGCACCACGUGGCUGGAGUACGUCGCCAAGGAAAUCCUCACCGAGGUGUGCGCGAAGGAGUCUGGCUGCCAGCUGCUCAAGGGUGCGAAUGGCCGAGACCUCGUCGCGCACCGGGGAUCCGGGUCGGUCGCGUACGACAUGGACACCAAGCACGAGAUUCCCAACGUGGGACACAAGAACGCGUUCGACUUCUCCAUCGCCCCGUCCAUGACCGACGAGCAGGUGAAGGCGGCGGCGAAGGCCACGCUUGACGGAGCCGCGGAGAGCGCGAAGUGGCUCGUCAUCUUCCGCGAUCCCCGCGACGUCACCAGAGGGGCCAGCACAUCCAGGAG